AUGGGCGGAAGCGGAUUUCCACUGGACCACGUCCUCUCGGACAACGUGGACGAGUUCACGUGCAAAAUAUGCUCCGAGUUUUGCGAACAACCCGUCGUGACCUUGUGCGAGAACAAACACAUCUUUUGCCUCGCGUGUUUGGACGAAUGGUUUCGAAACGGAGAUAGGAAAUGUCCGACGUGCCAAGAACAAAUGAAGUACGGGACGGACGCGAGGUACGAAACCUUGAAAGAACACUCGCCGGUUUUAUCUCGCGUGUACGAGAAAGUGCGCGUGCGGUGUCCGAUGGACGACGCGUGCGAUUGGAUCGGUUCGUGUUCGGAGAUUACGAGACACAUGACAUCCACCGAUGCGCAUAAGAAGAAGACGACGAGUAAGACGAGUAAGACGAGUAAGACGACGACAAAAACGACGACGAGAGGUAAUAGCGACGCAAAAAAAGAGGAGAACGACGAUACCGCCGAUGGUUUACAGAAACAAGCGUUGAAUAAAUUCGAGGCGAAGCAAUACCGCGAUGCCGUGCAACUGUGCUCGAAGUGUUUAUCGAUAGAUAAAGACUCGGCGAAAGCGUUACACUUGAGAGGCAGAUGUUGGUCGCAACUGGGAGCGUUCCACGAGGCGAUUAAAGAUUUUAAGGAAUGUCAAGCGGUGGCGGAAGAUGAGGAGAAUAACGAGUACGCGAUCACGUGCGCCCAAUCGUUGAUGGGUAUGUACAGAAAGACGGGCGAUUACGAAGCGUCCGUACUCGCCGGCGAGGAAAUCUUAAAGAGAGGAUUGAAGAUCGAGGACGAAACGCUCGAGGAAGAAGUCGCACGAAUCGAAACGCUCGAGGAAGAAGUCGAACGAAUGCGGUAUGUGCUGCGGACAUUUCAAAGCGCCGAGGAAGACGAGCGAGAGAAACGAUACGCGCAAGCGGUUGAGAGAUACGCGCACUUAUUGGAAUUAGAUUGCGGGGAAAGGUGCGAAAUCGCCCGCGCGAGAUGUUUGCUCUCGCUCGGAGAAAAUUUGACGCAAAUCUUAAAAUUUACGUUAGAUGCGAUUCGCAGAGAUGAUUCGAGAGUAGAUAUGCACGCGUUGAGAGGUAGAGCGUUGUGUUUGACUGCCGAUGGCGAUUUUGAAAACGGAAUUAAGUUUUUCAAACACGCGUUGACCCAAAAUCCAGACGAUACCAAAACCAUGCGUCUGUUCAAAGACGCGAAGAAGAUAAAAGUGUCGUUGGAAAACGCGCGAGCGGCGCAUCAAAACAGAGAAUUUGCGCAAGCGGUCGAGUCCUUCACCGAAGCGCUCGAGUCCACGGAAUUUAUUCCAGAAAAGAGUCCCGUAUGCGCUCGAAUACUCGUGGAAAGAGCCAAUUCGUAUUUACGAUUGAACGAAGCCGAGAAGUGCGCGGCUGACGCACGAAAGGCUUUAUCCGCCGUAGACGAUUAUAAACCCGCUUAUUUCACGCUCUCGAACGCGUACUUAAAACUCAAAGAGCCGAAAAAAGCAAAAGAUGUGCUCGAGAAUUUGCAGAAAAUUCUUCCAGACGACGCGGAAACAAAGGCUCGAAUAGAAAAAUGCAACUUUGAGGUGCGCAAGCUGAAUCGAUGCGAUUAUUACGCUCUGUUAGGCGUGACGUCUUUAGCGUCUCCGAUUGAAGUGAAACAGGCGUAUAAGAAAAAAGCGAUGGAGUAUCACCCGGAUCGUAUUCCAAUCGACGCCACGGACGAAGAGAAGAGUAAAGCGGAAACAAAUUUUAAGCUUUUAGGUGAAGCGUUGGAGAUAUUAGAAGACGAAUUAAGCAAGAGAUUAUACGAUGAAGGGUACGAUAAAGAAGCGAUUCAGGAGAGAGUGGAAGCCGCCAAGAGAUCCGCGUUUAACCGACAACACUCUCACCACGGUGGAUGCGGAUCGCACCAUCAUUAA
This is a messenger RNA of Bathycoccus prasinos, 1905 nucleotides long. RefSeq names its product ion channel putative. The coding region runs from base 1 to 1905 and encodes 634 amino acids. NCBI's taxonomy places the organism in Eukaryota, Viridiplantae, Chlorophyta, Mamiellophyceae, Mamiellales, Bathycoccaceae. The transcript has a single exon. Gene Ontology annotation, molecular function: protein binding; metal ion binding. The record is from RefSeq and is a predicted model, not a curated record.